UUUUCAACAGAGAAGAGAGAAGUCACUGAGUAUUCUGGGUAAUUCCUCGUGGAAGAAGAGAAAUUGGACAUUCAGCUUUUCAAUUCAACCACCCUAAAAUAUUACUUGCUCUGAGAGAAGAGACCAGUGGCUACGUUGAAAGGAAGCCACCGCCUGGCUGCUGCCUUCUCUCAGCCGCGGCCACAGGAGGGAUGGCGUUUUUAAGCAGGAUGAAUUGCUGUCGAGUCGCUGCUCUUCUGCACCCAGAGCCAUCGAUCUUGUCUUGAAUGCUGGGCCUGCCAGUCUCUGCCUGCUUGGGCUCAUCUUUCUGGGGCAGACUUAUUUACGGAGCUGCGGCAAAGUUCACAUUUGAGUUGGACUCAGCUGACUUUCAGCUUCUCCUCUCUCCUGGCCUAUCCCUCCAGGGACCCUCCCAUGAAGACUGAGGCAGACGCAGCUGCUGAGAAGAGCCUGCAGACAUGACAUCGGCCACGGAGUUUGAAAACGUGGGCAACCAGCCACCGUACAGCCGGAUCAAUGCCCGCUGGGAUGCCCCGGACGACGAGCUGGAUAAUGACAACAGCUCAGCCAGGCUCUUUGAGAGAUCCCGGAUCAAGGCCUUGGCAGAUGAGCGAGAAGUUGUUCAGAAAAAGACCUUCACGAAAUGGGUGAAUUCCCACCUGGCCCGAGUGUCCUGCCGCAUCACAGACCUCUACAAGGACCUGCGGGACGGGCGGAUGCUCAUCAAGCUGCUGGAGGUGCUCUCUGGGGAGAUCCUGCCAAAGCCCACCAAGGGGAAGAUGCGCAUCCACUGCCUGGAGAACGUGGACAAGGCCCUGCAGUUCCUCAAGGAGCAGCGCGUGCAUCUGGAAAACAUGGGCUCCCAUGACAUCGUGGACGGCAACCACCGCCUGGUCCUGGGUCUCAUCUGGACCAUCAUCCUCCGCUUCCAGAUUCAGGACAUUGUUGUUGAAACUCAGGAAGGCCGUGAGACUCGCUCAGCCAAGGACGCAUUGCUGUUAUGGUGUCAGAUGAAGACGGCAGGCUACCCCAAUGUCAAUGUCACCAACUUCACCUCCAGCUGGAAGGAUGGCCUGGCCUUUAACGCUCUGAUUCACAAGCACCGACCUGACCUGAUUAACUUUGAUAAGCUGAAGGACUCCAAUGCCCGCCACAACCUGGAGCACGCAUUUGAUGUGGCUGAGCGCCAGCUGGGCAUCAUCCCUCUCCUCGACCCCGAAGAUGUCUUUACAGAGAACCCUGAUGAGAAGUCCAUCAUCACCUACGUAGUGGCAUUUUACCACUACUUUUCCAAGAUGAAGGUGCUGGCUGUGGAGGGCAAGCGUGUCGGCAAGGUCAUUGACCAUGCCAUUGAGACUGAGAAGAUGAUCGAAAAGUACAGUGGGCUGGCUUCAGACCUGCUCACCUGGAUCGAGCAGACCAUCACCGUCCUGAACAGCCACAAGUUUGCCAACUCACUGGCUGGCGUCCAGCAGCAGCUCCAGGCCUUCAGCACCUACCGCACUGUGGAGAAGCCACCCAAGUUUCAGGAGAAGGGGAACCUGGAAGUCCUGCUUUUCACUAUCCAGUCCCGGAUGAGGGCCAACAAUCAGAAAGUAUACACGCCCCACGACGGGAAGCUGGUGUCUGACAUCAACCGGGCCUGGGAAAGCUUAGAGGAGGCUGAGUACCGGCGGGAACUGGCGCUGAGGAACGAGCUGAUCCGGCAGGAGAAGCUGGAGCAGCUGGCCCGGCGCUUUGACCGGAAGGCCGCAAUGAGAGAGACCUGGCUCAGUGAAAACCAGCGCCUCGUCGCCCAGGAUAACUUUGGGUAUGACCUGGCAGCCGUGGAGGCCGCUAAGAAGAAGCAUGAGGCCAUCGAGACGGACACGGCUGCCUACGAGGAGCGGGUGAGGGCUCUGGAGGACCUGGCCCAGGAGCUGGAGAAGGAGAAUUACCAUGACCAGAAGCGCAUCACAGCCCGCAGGGACAAUAUCCUGCGCCUGUGGAGCUACCUGCAGGAGCUGCUUCGGGCCCGGCGCCAGAGGCUGGAGACCACCCUGGCCCUGCAGAAGCUCUUCCAGGACAUGCUGCACAGCAUCGACUGGAUGGACGAGAUCAAGGCUCACCUCUUGUCUGCUGAGUUUGGGAAGCACUUGUUGGAGGUCGAAGACUUGCUACAGAAGCACAAGUUGAUGGAGGCCGACAUCGCCAUCCAAGGGGACAAAGUGAAGGCUAUCACCAGAGCUACCCUGCAAUUCACUGAGGGGAAAGGGUACCAGCCUUGUGACCCCCAGGUCAUCCAGGACCGCAUCAGCCACCUGCAGCAGUGUUUCGAGGAGCUGAGCAACAUGGCAGCUGGGCGUAAGGCCCAGCUAGAGCAGUCCAAGCGGCUCUGGAAGUUCUUCUGGGAGAUGGAUGAGGCUGAGAGCUGGAUCAAGGAGAAGGAGCAGAUCUAUUCCUCCCUGGACUAUGGCAAGGACCUGACCAGUGUGCUCAUCCUGCAGCGCAAGCACAAGGCCUUUGAGGAUGAACUCCGUGGGCUAGGCACCCACCUGGAGCACAUCUUCCAGGAAGCUGAGGCCAUGGUUGCACGCAAGCAAUUUGGGCACCCACAGAUCAAAGCCCGCAUCACGGAGGUGUCAGCUCAGUGGGACCAACUGAAGGAGCUGGCUGCCUUUCGCAAGAAGAAUCUCCAGGAUGCUGAGAACUUCUUCCAGUUCCAGGGCGAUGCGGAUGACCUGAAGGCCUGGCUGCAGGAUGCCCACCGGCUGCUCUCAGGGGAAGAUGUAGGGCAGGACGAAGGGGCCACCCGGGCCCUGGGGAAAAAGCACAAGGACUUCCUGGAGGAGCUGGAGGAGAGCCAUGGGGUGAUGGAGCAUCUGAAGCAGCAGGCCCAGGGCUUCCCCGAAGAGUUUCGGGAUUCCCCAGAUGUGACCAACAGGCUGCAGGCCCUCCAGGAGCUCUAUCAGCAGGUGGUGACCCAGGCGGACCUGCGUCGACAGAGACUGCAGGAUGCCCUGGACCUGUACACGGUGUUUGGGGAGACCGAUGCCUGUGAGCUGUGGAUGGGCGAGAAGGAGAAGUGGCUGGCCCAAAUGGAAAUCCCAGACACCCUGGAGGACCUGGAGGUCGUGCAGCACAGGUUCGACAUCCUGGACCAAGAGAUGAAGACUUUGAUGGCUCAGAUUGAUGGUGUGAACCUCGCUGCCAAUAGCCUGGUAGAGAGCGGCCACCCACGCAGUGGGGAAGUGAAGCAGUAUCAGGACCACCUGAACACCAGGUGGCAGGCCUUCCAGACCAUGGUGUCGGCCCGGCGAGAGGCAGUGGACUCGGCCCUCCGCGUGCACAACUACUGUGUGGACUGUGAGGAGACCAGCAAGUGGAUCACGGACAAGACGAAGGUGGUGGAGUCCACAAAGGACCUGGGGCGGGACCUGGCAGGUGUCAUUGCCAUCCAGCGGAAGCUGUCGGGGCUGGAGCGUGAUGUGGCUGCCAUCCAGGCCCGUGUGGGUGCCCUGGAGCGUGAGUCGCAGCAGCUAAUGGAGUCACACCCCGAGCUGAAGGAGGACAUUGGCCAGCGGCAGGCCUACGUGGAGGAGCUGUGGCAGGGCCUGCAGCAGGCCCUGCAGGACCAGGAGGCCUCCCUGGGGGAAGCCAGCCAGCUGCAGGCCUUCCUGCAGGAUCUGGAUGACUUCCAGGCCUGGCUGUCCAUGGCCCAAAAGGCUGUGGCCUCCGAGGACACUCCUGAGUCGCUCCCGGAGGCUGAGCAGCUCCUGCAGCAGCAUGCAGCCAUCAAGGAUGACAUUGACAGGCACCAGGAGAGCUACCAGCGCGUCAGAGAGUCUGGGGAGAAGGUGAUCCAAGGCCAGACUGAUCCGGAGUACCUGCUUCUGGGCCAGCGGCUAGAGGGCCUGGACUCCGGCUGGGAUGCCCUGCGCCGGAUGUGGGAGAGCCGUGGCCACUCCCUUGCGCAGUGCCUGGGCUUCCAGGAGUUCCAGAAGGAUGCCAAGCAGGCUGAAACCAUCCUUAGCAACCAGGAGUACACUCUGGCCCACUUGGAGCCGCCAGACUCCCUGGAAGCCGCAGAGGCUGGGAUCCGGAAGUUCGAGGACUUCUUGGUGUCCAUGAAGAACAACCGGGACAAGGUCUUGAGUCCUGUGGACUCUGGAAACAAGCUUGUAGCUGAGGGAAACCUGUACUCAGACAAGAUUAGGGAAAAAGUACAGCAGAUUGAGGACAGGUACAGGAAGAACAGCGACAAGGCCCAGGAGGCCUCAGUUCUUCUGAGAGACAACCUGGAGCUGCAAAACUUCCUCCAGAACUGCCAGGAGCUCACUCUCUGGAUCAAUGACAAGCUGCUGACAUCCCAAGAUGUCUCCUAUGAUGAGGCACGAAACCUUCACAACAUAUGGUUGAAGCACCAGGCCUUUGUAGCAGAGCUGACUUCCCAUCAAGGGUGGCUUGAGAACAUUGAUGCUGAAGGAAAGCAGCUGAUGGAGGAGAAGCCCCAGUAUGCAGCCCUGGUGUCACAGAGGCUGGACACCCUGCACCGGCUCUGGGACGAACUGCAGGCCACCACGAAGGAGACAGCCCAGCACCUCUCGGCCGCCAGGAGCUCCGACCUACGCUUACAGACACAUGCUGACCUCAACAAGUGGAUCAGUGCCAUGGAGGAACAGCUGCGGUCAGACGACCCAGGCAAAGACCUGACCAGCGUCAAUCGCAUGUUGGCUAAACUGAAGCGAGUGGAGGACCAAGUGAAUGUGCGGAAGGAGGAGCUGGGAGAGCUGCUUGCCCAGGUGCCCUCAGGAGAAGAAGAGGCGGGAGUCACAGACUUGAGCAUCGAGAAGCAGUUCCUGGACCUCCUAGAACCCCUGGGGAGGAGGAAAAAGCAGCUGGAAUCGUCGAGAGCCAAGCUGCAGAUCAGCCGGGACUUAGACGAUGAGACGCUCUGGGUGGAGGAGAGGCUGCCCCUGGCCCAGUCAGCUGACUAUGGUGCUAAUCUGCAAGCUGUGCAGUUGUUCAUGAAGAAGAACCAGACCCUGCAGAAUGAGAUCCUAGGCCAUGCGCCGCGGGUGGAGGACGUGCUACAGAGAGGGCAGCAGCUGGUGCAAGCGGCGGAGAUCGACUGCCAGGACCUGGAGGAGCGCCUGGGUUGCCUGCAGAACUCGUGGGACAGGCUGCGGGAGGCAGUGGCCGGGCGGCUGCAGCGCCUGCGAGAUGCCAAUGAGGCCCAGCAGUACUACCUGGACGCAGGCGAGGCUGAGGCCUGGAUCGGGGAGCAGGAGCUCUACUUCAUUGAUGAGACCCCUGAGGAUGAAGAGGGUGCCAUCGUGAUGCUGAAGCGGCACCUACGGCAGCAGCAUGCAGUGGAGGAGUACGGGAGGAGCAUGAAGCAGCUGGCCGGCCGUGCCCAGGUCCUGCUGGCCGCCGGUCACCCCGAGGGGGAGCAGAUAAUCAGACUUCAGGGGCAAGUGGACAAGCAGUAUGCAGGGCUGAAGGACAGAGCAGAAGAGCGCAAGAGGAAGCUGGAGAACAAGUACCACCAGUUCCAGGUGAAGAGGGAGGUCGACGACCUGGAGCAGUGGAUUUUGGAGAAGGAGCUGGUGGCCUCUUCCCCAGAACUGGGGCAAGACUUUGACCAUGUUACUCUGCUCCGGGACAAGUUCCGGGACUUUGCCCGGGAGACGGGGGCGAUUGGGCAAGAGCGGGUGGACAACGUGAAUGCCGUCAUCGAGCGGCUCAUUGACGCCGGCCACGAUGAGGCCGCCACCCUCGCAGAGUGGAAGGAUGGGCUGAAUGAGAUGUGGGCAGACCUACUGGAGCUCAUCGACACUCGCAUGCAGCUGCUGGCUGCCUCCUACGACCGGCACCGCUACUUCUAUACGGGCGCCGAGAUCCUGGGCCUGAUCGAUGAGAAGCACCGCGAGCUGCCUGAGGACGUGGGCCUGGACGCCAGCACGGCCGAGUCUUUCCACCGGGUGCACACAGCCUUUGAGCGCGAGCUCCACUUGCUAGGCGUACAGGUACAGCAGUUCCAGGACGUGGCCACACGCCUGCAGACAGCGUAUGCUGGGGAGAAGGCAGAAGCCAUCCAGGACAAGGAGCGGGAAGUGUCAGCCGCAUGGCAGGCUCUGCUCGAUGCCUGUGCCGGGCGCCGCACCCAGCUAGUGGACACGGCAGACAAAUUCCGCUUCUUCAGCAUGGCCCGCGACCUCCUCUCCUGGAUGGAGAGCAUCAUCCGGCAGAUUGAGACCCAGGAGAGGCCCAGGGAUGUCUCCUCGGUGGAACUCCUCAUGAAGUAUCACCAGGGCAUCAAUGCAGAGAUUGAAACCCGGAGCAAAAACUUCAGUGCCUGCCUAGAGCUCGGCGAGUCCUUGUUGCAGCGACAGCACCAGGCCUCAGAGGAGAUCAGGGAGAAACUGCAGCAGGUGGUGUCCCGGAGGAAGGAGAUGAAUGAGAAGUGGGAGGCCCGCAGAGAACGGCUCCACAUGCUGCUGGAGGUGUGUCAGUUCUCGAGAGACGCAUCCGUGGCCGAGGCAUGGCUGAUUGCCCAGGAGCCCUACCUGGCCAGUAGGGACUUUGGACACACGGUGGAUAGUGUAGAAAAGCUCAUCAAGAGGCAUGAGGCUUUCGAGAAGUCCACGGCCAGCUGGGCAGAGCGCUUUGCUGCCCUGGAGAAGCCCACCACGCUUGAGCUUAAAGAACGCCAGACCCCAGAGAGACCCACGGAGGAGGCUGGGCCUCAAGAGGAGGAGGGCGAGACAGCAGGGGAGGCUCCCCGAGUUCACCGCGCAGCCACUGAGAGAACGUCCCCGCAGGGGGAAGAGGGGCAGUGGCCUCAGGAUCUGCAGCCGCCACCCCCACCAGGGCAGCACCAGGGCAGGCAGGAGACGUCCGGUGGGGACGAGAGGCUCGGCACAGAGCCCCUAUUUAAGGUCCUGGACACGCCUCUGAGCGAGGGCGACGAGCCCACAACGCUGCCAGCCCAGCGGGACCACGGGCACAGCGUGCAGAUGGAGGGCUACCUGGGCCGCAAGCAUGACCUAGAGGGGCCCAACAAGAAAGCAUCCAACAGGUCAUGGAACCAUCUCUACUGCGUGCUGAGGAACAGCGAGCUGACCUUCUACAAGGAUGCCAAGAACCUGGCCCUGGGGAUGCCCUACCAUGGGGAGGAACCUCUGGCCCUGAGACAUGCCAUCUGUGAGAUUGCAGCCAACUACAAGAAGAAGAAGCACGUCUUCAAGCUGAGGCUGAGUAAUGGCAGCGAGUGGCUAUUCCAUGGCAAGGAUGAGGAGGAGAUGCUGUCCUGGCUACAGGGCGUGAGCACCGCUAUCAACGAGUCCCAGAGCAUCCGUGUCAAGGCGCAGAGCCUGCCCCUGCCCUCCCUGUCUGGCUUUGGCAAAAAGGACAAGGAGAAGAGAUUCAGUUUCUUCCCUAAAAAGAAGUAACAGCUGGCAGGUGGGCGCAAUGGAGCGUUGGGACGUGUAGGGACCCUGGGCCUCUGCCAGUCCUGUCCUCCUGCCCGCUUGCCCUGGGCCAAGUCACCAGCCGGACCCUCGCUGUACUUGAGCCAGUCGGAGGUGUCUGGGGGCAGGAAACGUUCUGAGGCACGUGCCCUCCUCCCCCCUGCGCCCUGGAGAAGUUGGAGAAAGGGGCUAAUGGGGUUCUUCAAAUGCUGCCCAUCCCCAAAGCAAGUCUGGCUUGGGGUCACAGCCAGGGAAAGGGACAAGGACACUGGAAGCUCCUGGCCUGCCCACUAGGGAGUGAGGAAAGAGCCUUUGGGUGGGCCACUUUGGGGACAAGACCACAUGCAGGGCCCUUGAGGCUGCCAGCCUCCUCUGCCCUGGGCUUCUUCAGAACUGGGCCUCUCACCUCAGGGGCCAACCGGUCCCUUCCCCUGUCCUCCUCUCACCAUAAAGGAGAGCCUCCAGGGUCAGUGGAUCCUGACUAAAGGUACCUUCUGCCACCUACAGCACCGUUUGCUCCCACUGCAGGAGGCAGGUGAAGUAAGGACGGGCAAGCCACCACUCCUCUAAACCAUCCACCAGGGUUAGAGGUUGGGGCUCAGGGCCCAGACUUGAGGAGUGAAACAGGUCUCACACUGCCGAAGUCUCUGCCUUUCCAUGCUGGGACCCUAGCAGCCAAACCAGCAAUACCUGACACAGGGAGACAGUGUAGACCCCUGAGACAGGAUGCACAGCUCAGAACCUGGACUCAUGCAUCCAGAAUCAAACGCCAGACUGUGUGUUGUCUGCAGCUGCUACCAUCCCAGAGUAUUGAUUGGACAGGCAGCAGAGUAGAUCCCCUAUCACCUUGGGGUGGCAAAUGUGGCCAUGCCUAGGCAUUACCAUCCAUUUGACGUUAACUAGCCCCAGGCAGCUGGCUUCUCCUGAAGGUCCUGGCUUUCGGGUUGGGGGUGGGGUGGGGGAAUCACAUGAGUACAGAGGUCAAACAUCUAACACCUCCCAUCCCCAAGCUCCAGAAGGGGCUCUGUUGCAAUCUACAUCCCGGGGAUGGCCUUCCCCACCUUCCUUACGCUGCCAGGGUCAGGCUUCAGGAGACAAUUUGUUCCACAGGCAUUUCCCUCUCCACUCUGCUCUGAAAGCAACACAGCUCCAGCCCGGCAUACCAACUGCGUUUUGGCUCAGAAUCAUUGGGCCUUCUCGGGAACACUUAGGGCUGAUUGGUGCAGGCCCAGUUGAGAGAUCCUUGUUGCCCUGCAGGCCAGAUGCUAUAUUAGGGUGAAGCCAACUUCAGCAGACAGGAGGGAAGACUCAGCCCAUGCAGCCUGACAACUUCAUUUGACCCCACAGCCCUCUGCUUCUACAGGGAACCUGUAUUAGUUCACCAUCCUCUUUCUGCAACUGGAGAAACUAAGGCAGUGCAGUGACCACACUCACCUAGCAAUAAAGGAGGCCUUUGGUGCUUUUGAGGGCAUGUCCUUCUCUGGGGCAGAGAGCAGGUUCCUUGCUAAAGGGCAGAUGAUGACAGGCACCUCCCUCAACUGUUUCCCUGAGCUAGUCCUUAGGAAAUUAAGGGACAAGGGUCCACCCCACACCCCACAGCAUGUGCCAAAGUAGCACUUGAAGUAAGAAAUUUUUAGCAAGCCACUUCACUGACCUAAGAAAGGACUCCAAUGGAAGAGCUAGGAUUCCACAACCCCAGGUCCCCCAGAUGGGGCAAAGGCAGCCAGCUGCAUGUGACCACCAUCGAUUGCCAGCUCCCCAUGCACCCCUCCCAUCUCACUCACCUAGGCCCCAAGACACUCAAUUAACUGGACUUUGGGAGACCCUGUGCCACACCAGGCCUAAGCUCUCCUGCAGCCCUGGCCAGGUUUCUUUGUUUUUACUUGUUCUUCUUUGCAGUCUUUGCCUUGAUGUUACUCCCAAACUAGGCCGAUACAGCUCCGGUCCACACCAGCAUACAGGCUUCCUCCCCAGGGCAGUUCAGAGGAAGCUCCUUCUGGGCAUGGCCAGGCAGUCCUCCUUCCCUUUCUCCUUCCCCUGUGUCCCUGGGCCUCAGCUGACUGGCUGAGGGAGGUAUGGAGGUCCCUGGGCUCCCCCACACAUACACCUGCACUGGUACCCACAGAGGCAGGCCUGUGGAGGCUCCACUUUAUCAGUCCUUCCUGCCUACUGGGGACAACCAGGGUUCUUUAGGCUGGGCUGGGCUCCCCUUCCUCCCUCAGUGGAAGGGGGCAGAAAUCCAGAGGCGAAAGAAGGCACAGGACCAUGUGGCUUGGUCCCUUGGACAAGCUAGCUCAGGGAGGACACGAGGUGGCCGCAGGGGAACACAACCCUGUUGGGCACAGACCAUGCAAUCUGGGCUGGUCCUGGGGCCGGCUGGGCCAUGUCCUCCACCUGCUCAACCGUGCUUCCACCAACCAGAGGAAACUCAUUUACUAAUUUUUCUAAUAAAUCAAUAAUGCUCCAUGCUUCUUUUAGUUUCUUAUUUGACUAGCCUUGUUUCCCUUUGAACUGGGCUUGACAGGGCUAGCACCAGAGGGUCCAGCCAGAUUCUGGUUUUGCCUGGGAGUCUUAUGGGAUGCCUCUGCCACACCCAGGUCCUGUGCCUCACCAGAGAUCCUGGGAAGGGCUUGCUAACUCGCACAUUUGAGCACCUUGAAGGCCUGCUGCAGGGCAAAAUCAUCUCUAAGCAAAGAUCAGCCCAGGCCUCUCUCCACAGAGCUCAGGACAGCAGAAUCACCAGGACCUCUGUGCCUGGGCUCAGCUCCACAGGGGCAGAUCCACUUGAUCUAGGGGACGGGACAUAGGGACUGCCGGUUCACAAAGGCCUCUGCAGAUUAUUGGGCACCAAUGAGAACCACUGCCCUGGCCCAAGGUUCCCAGACAUAGAGAUAGCUAUGUAAGGACCUCCUGGGGACAGGGUUAGCUACAACUAAGAGUCCCCAUCAGAGUUUGGGAAAUCACAACUCAUCCCUUCCAAUUUUUAGACAACGACAAAGUACAAGUAUGGGUGAGCUAGUUAACAGCAAGGCUGGGACAAGAGCCUGGGUUGACCCUCACACCUCCAGUACACUAUGGCUACUCAGUGUCAUGUCCUGAGAUUUGCCUGGGAGGAGCCAUUUCUCUUCUCAGUGACUGCUGAAAUGACCACAGAAGAUUCAGGGAAGACAGCAGAACACAGCAUCACUGGCCUGCACUGCUGUUGCUCAAAAAGGCCAGCACUCGUCUCCGAUCUAGACAGGUGACUAGAUCACCAGUCUAACAGGUGAUCUAGCACCCUGUUAGACUCAGCAGGCCCAUGUGCAGGUUGAGUCCAUCUUCCUAGGUCAAAAGACACAGGGACCCUGCCCCUGCAGACUGUGGGAAUGCUUGUCAGACAGCGCUACCACCUGGGCCCUGUGGCCCUUCCUCCCAGGCCCCGACCAGAACAAACUAGACAAAACAAGGCUGCUCCUCCAAACCCAACUGGAACUGGGAGACGUUCUUAGCUCUUUUGAAUCAAAGACGUUUUUGAGAAUAAAAACAGAGGACCCAUCCCAAGUGCACUUGCUCUCCUCACUCAAUGUUGCAGGCCACUUUUGAAGAUACUUCUCUACGCUUAGAAUCCUUGCCUUCCAAGAUGUCUUCUGGGAACUGGAAAGGGAGAAGAGAGCAAAAGAUACCAGACAUUGGGAAAUCUGCUCACUAGAAGAGUGUUCCUUCACUUCCCAUUUUUAGUUCAACCUUGGUCCUUGAAGAAAGAGCUAAAGACUUGCAUGCGGGCCCCAUCCCAACAGGACCACAGGCUGUGGGUUGACAGAGAAGCCCAUGGGAGAAGGAGCAGAGAGCAAACUCCCACCCUCAACUCCUGCCUCCCGUGCCCGCACCC
This is a messenger RNA of Nycticebus coucang (slow loris), 11319 nucleotides long. RefSeq names its product spectrin beta, erythrocytic (gene SPTB). Gene Ontology annotation, molecular function: actin filament binding; structural constituent of cytoskeleton; phospholipid binding. The record is from RefSeq and is a predicted model, not a curated record. The coding region runs from base 459 to 7433 and encodes 2324 amino acids. Lineage: Eukaryota; Metazoa; Chordata; Mammalia; Primates; Lorisidae. The transcript is spliced from 38 exons. Gene Ontology annotation, cellular component: spectrin; plasma membrane; cell junction. Gene Ontology annotation, biological process: actin cytoskeleton organization.